Molecule: messenger RNA, 2243 nt
Organism: Boeremia exigua
Lineage: Eukaryota; Fungi; Ascomycota; Dothideomycetes; Pleosporales; Didymellaceae
Product: major facilitator superfamily domain-containing protein
Exons: 1
Coding region: 338-2158 (606 amino acids)
Biological process (GO): transmembrane transport
Molecular function (GO): transmembrane transporter activity
Source: RefSeq, a predicted model, not a curated record
GAAGAAUUUUCGGCCUAUCACAUCUCUUAUUUCGUCGGAAAGUCUCGAACACCGACAUCCGAUUGAGAGUUCCAAAACUUCGCAAUGACGUCGAUGCCGAUAUUCAUCACUGCAUGCUUAGCACAGCUUGCGCUCACCUGUCGGUAGCGUUACGGUCAGAUUAUAUGUGGACCUGAUAACGGUGUUGAGAUCCACACUGACCGCUAACAGCAGCAUGCCAAACAGGACAGUGUGCCUUGGAGGCCGAGUAUCAGCCUGCUGGCGAUGAACAAAAGGCGCAUAGCUCCCCAUCUUCUCCGCAUAGACAAGCCUCAACACUUCCUCAACCGUCAACAAUAUGUCAGGCUACUACGGUCCUUCGUUCUCCAGACCGGCUUCGAGGCCUGGCUCGCUGGCUGCGUCGAGGGCCAACUCAAUGAUCCAGUCCCGAAACAAUUCUUUCGUAGCAUCCAGAAACAACUCCUUCACUGCAGCAAGCACACCCGUCACACCACGGGCUCGCUCAACCGCCGCCACCACACCGCAAGCCUAUCUGUCCAGAACCAACAGCAAGGAUGAUGACGAAGCCUAUACUCCAGACCACAACUCAGAGGUUCUUCGCAAUGAAAAGGGCGAGCUCAUGAUCGGGAGGGUCGUCGGUGGAAAGCACGUCAGUGAAGAGAACAACGACAUCGAUGCGGACUGCGGUCCCAUAAAGACUGUCGACAUUGAUAUGCCCCUGACUCUCACCGAGACAGUCAAGCACAACGACAAGGAGUACAUUGUCCUCACCUUCGCGACCGGCGACAAGGAGAACCCAUUCAACUGGAAUCCCUGGUACAAGCGUUCCAUCACAACCCUCCUGAAUCUGAUGACGCUGUUUAUCGGUCUUGCGACAACAGCCUACUCUUCAGGUAUCAACAGUAUGUGUGAGGAGUUCAAUGUCGGCAGUAUUCAGGGCCAGUGGGGUCUGUUUACCUUCAACAUGGCUUGUGCUGUUGCGCCCAUGGUCCUCGCUCCCUUCUGCGAACUUGUUGGUCGUAAAAUCGUUUACGCGUCCGCCUACCUCUGCUUCUCCCUACUGUUCAUCGGUCUUGCGCUGGCUCCCAACAUCAACACGAUCAUCGGUCUGCGUCUCCUGCUCGGUUUGUUUGGCUGCGUCGGCACCAUCCUCGUCGGCGGCACAUUCGACGACAUGUACCCAGCCCACAAGCGUGGCCGCCCGAUGGCCAUGUUCAGUUUCGUAGCCAUCUUCGGCACCGUCUCCGCGCCUAUCUACGCCGGGUUCAUUGACCAGGCCAUUGGCUGGCGCUGGAUUGAAGGUGUCCAGGGCAUUGGUAACGUGCCACUGCUCAUCGCCAUCUUCUUCUUCUUCCCUGAGACCCGUGGCGGCGUCUGCCUCCACAAGCGCGCCCUUGCCCUCCGCAAAGCCACAGGCGACGACCGCUACGUCGCCGAAGACGACAUCUACACGCCCGAUGUCAAAUCCAUGCUCAAAGCCUCCUCCGUCAAAGCGAUCCGCAUGCUCGUCACCGAGCCCGUCGUCUUCGCCUUCGGCCUGUGGAUCGCCUUCUGCUGGGCCGUGGUCUUCCUGUUCCUCUCCGUCAUCCCCAUCACCUUCACCGAGAAGCGCGGCUGGAACGAAGGCGUCGCCGGCCUGCCCUACAUCUCCCUCGCCAUCGGCACCUUCCUCGGCUGGGCCGCACACCACCUGCAGAUGCGCAAAUACAACGCCCUGCAAGCCGACCCCACCGUGCAAGUCGUCCCCGAGCACCGCCUCUACGGCGCCAUGUUCGGCGCCGUCUGGCUCCCCAUCGGCCUGUUCAUCUACAGCUUCACGCAGUACGGCUACGUGCACUGGAUCGCGCCCGUCAUCGGCCUGGCGCCCAUCGCCUUCGGUAUCUUCUUCGUCUUCGAGAGCACGUACUCGUACACGGCGGAUUGCUACGGCGAGUCGUCGUCGUCGGCGAUCGCGGGGCAGGGACUGAUGCGUAAUACGCUGGGCGCCGUGACGCCGUUGUUCGCGAGUGCGUUUUUCCACAACGUCGGGAGUCAGUACGCAGGUUUGAUUCUGGCGCUGUUUGGCACGCUGUUGAGUCUGAUUCCGUUUGUCAUGUUCAAGUAUGGACAUCAGUUGCGCGCGAGGAGUAAGCUGGCGCAAGACUUUGGCGGCAAGUGAGGGCUUUAGGGACAUUGCAAAGCUUGUAUUAUUUAUUAUCGGUGGUCCUGUUGGAAAAUACCAUUGUAAUAUCACCAUAUCCAUU